CAUAAAGCACCCUGUAGCCGAACGAGCGAAACUUUCCCUCCUUGAAUUUUAUUGCUUUCCCUAAUUUUCCCACAUGAAAUGGAAUAUGGAGAUUGAAGAAAUUGAAGCAGUUCUCGAGAAAAUCUGGGACCUCCACGACAAGUUGAGCGACGCUAUUCACUCAAUUUCCCGAGCCCACUUCCUCAACUCCGUCAGAAACCUGAGGAAGUCAGAUAAGAAGAAACUCAACAACGAUGAUGUUGAGGACACUCGCUCUGGGUUUGUCUUUGUCAAGGAUUUUAGGGUCGAUGAUAAUGACUUCGCUAUUCAAGAGGCCAAGAGUCUCAACGCCAUCAGGACUGCUCUCGAGAACCUCGAGGAUCAAUUGGAGUUCUUCCAUACUGUACAAAUACAACAGCGGGCUGAGAGGGAUGCUGCAAUUGCUCGGUUAGAACAAAGCAGGAUUGUUCUUGCAAUGAGGUUAGCUGAACACCAUGGUAAGAAGUACAAAGUCCUUGAAGAAGCUUUAGCUUUUGUUGGGGAUGUACAUGAUGCAAGUGACUUUGUUUCUCCUGAAAACCUUUAUGGUUCAUCUCUGAAUCCAUCCGAUCAGAAACUUGAUAGGUGCGACCAAGGGUCUAACAUAGUGAUGAAAGUUCUGAUUUCAAGUUUUGACUUUGUGAGGACAUCCCUUAAAUGGGAUCAGAUGGGAGGGAUGCUGGGCAAUGCCGCUGUAUUUGCAGUUAGCAUGCUUGCAUUGCUCCAUUUGCAUCAGGUAGCUUAUAAGGAGCACCCAUAUAAGCAAGAAGAACUUAUCUAUCGCAAUAGAAACGUGAGUAAAGCUCCUCAGAUUGAUGGAUCUUCAUCUAAUGGUAAUUUGAAUCGAUUGGAUGUGAUGUUGGCCAGGGGCUGAGGCAAUUUGUAAGUUUGAAGUUUUAGUUGUUAGCUGAAAAUGGGAAAAUUCUUGCUGAUGUUAUAAAUCAAGAGGUUCAAUUAUUUUUCAAUUCUUCCUAUGAAAUCUGGAGGCUUGCAACAGUUAGCACGAUGAGGAGCCAAAUUUAGACUGCCAUGCUAUUAAGAUGCAGAUCCUUGUUAGUUAGGAAUGUAUAUGAGGUUUCAGUUAGUGGUGGUUGAUAAACUUUCUUUUGCCCUUUGAAAUUCACUGUGCCCCAAAUUCUGAUCGAGUUAAACGCUACUUUAUUACUGUUUUCAUCUCAAACAGACAGCAAUUCUUUUUUAAACAAGCAGGAAAAAGCAGCAAAUCCACUAGGGGAAUAGCAAUCGUUGGUGGAGUUCAAGAUGCAUUUUCUCUUGGAAAUUAUGAAGUUUCAUAUUUGUAGUUGAAAUGGAUUUUGUCUUGUUAGUUUGUGAUAGAAAUGUUAUGUUGUUCAGAUGAAAGUUCUAUGAUAGAAAUGCUUCUUGUGGAGUCUCCAGAGACACGAAAACUCCAUCUUCUAUAGUCUGCUUUGGUUUUUUAACUGUUAAAGUUGCUACUGUUACAA
Messenger RNA from Jatropha curcas, 1481 nucleotides. RefSeq names its product plastid division1 (gene PDV1). NCBI's taxonomy places the organism in Eukaryota, Viridiplantae, Streptophyta, Magnoliopsida, Malpighiales, Euphorbiaceae. Gene Ontology annotation, biological process: chloroplast fission. The record is from RefSeq and is a predicted model, not a curated record.